Molecule: messenger RNA, 5299 nt
Organism: Salmo salar (Atlantic salmon)
Lineage: Eukaryota; Metazoa; Chordata; Actinopteri; Salmoniformes; Salmonidae
Product: ubiquitin carboxyl-terminal hydrolase CYLD
Biological process (GO): protein deubiquitination
Molecular function (GO): cysteine-type deubiquitinase activity
Source: RefSeq, a predicted model, not a curated record
GAUUGGCCAAUGGGUUAUGAUUUGGCAUAUUUUCAGGAGACUCACAUUUCGGUGUCUAUUGGUUCUGUAAAUUAUCUUUAUUCCUCGCUAUAAGGCCUGACUUAUUUUGUCUGUCACGUAAUAUAUGUUUUGUGUGUCAGUAUUUAAUAGUAUAGUCUAAGAGUCGUUCAGAAAAAUAUGUAUCUACAUUAAAUGCCGUAGAUAACAUGAUCUGUUGCAUGGGACAGCUAGCUAGCCAUACUAGCUACUUUGGCUAGCUAAUUUCGAGGCUGUCAUAUCAAUUAUCAGCUGGCUUGCUAUCAACAAGCUAGCCAGUUAAUUGUACAAACGUAUCAAAACCUCAGCUACUAAAGGACAGCAUUGGAAUGAGCAGGUGACAUGACACUGCAGCACCAAACUGACGUUUGAAUAAGGUCCUUCGAAGUACAUUGGGGCAUGCAGGCAGACAUUUGAGACCAUUAUGAGGGCACCCCAGGCCAGCAGGAGCCUGUGAACAACCAUAACACCCUCUCUGUCUACUCUCUAACCAGACAACCUUCCCCUCAGGUGUUAGGCCUAGUUUCUCUCUCACCCUUGUUAUGCCCCUAUCACUGCUUUGGGGAUAGAGGAACGUCCAUAAAGUGAAGAGAGAGAGGCUUCAUAUUGAGUUAGUUAGACAGGCGGACCUUGUAUUUCCCCCUGCUAUGCCCCAGCUGCCCCAGCCCUUACAGCCAUGAGCUCUGCCCUGUGGAGCCAGGAGAAGCCCAGUGGGGGCUUCAGGGAGGACUGGCGCUUCUACAUGGUGGUCAAGGAGUGUACAGUGGAGAAGCCCCCCCAGAAGACCCUGAGGAUCCCCCGGGGCAGCCUGGGACAGGCCUGUCAGGAGAGGAACAGCCUGGGGCGCACGCUACCCCCCAGCAAAGGCAAGAGGAGCCUACGCGUCCUGGACCAGACCAACGUGGUGCUGAGCCUGGAUGAGCGGGACGUCCUGGAGCUGGAUGAGAAGCUAGCUGAGCUGCUGUUCCCCAUCACCAACUGUGAGGAGCGCUAUGCCCUGCUGUGCAACAAGCCCCGGCUGGAGCGGGCCAGAGACAUCGACUGUGGCUCCAAGGUGCGCGUGCAGCUGCGUUCGGGGGAUGAACCUUUGCCCGGGGUAGUCCGAUUUAAAGGAUCUCUCCUCCCAGACAGGGCUCUCUCCGGGGUCUGGUUUGGAGUGGAGCUGCUGGAGGAGGGCAGAGGCCAGGGCUUCACAGAGGGCUCCUACCAGGGCCGACAGCUGUUCCGCUGUGAGGAUGAGUGCGGGGUGUUCGUGGCCCUGGACAAGCUGGAGCUGUGGGAUGACGAGGAAGAGGAGCUGGGAGAGCUAGAGGUGGAUCACGUCAUCCUGGUGGAGGAGGAGUUGGAUUUCCAUCCGCUGGAGAUCAACUCCAGGGUCCUGGUCCAGACCAGAGAGGGGCCGGAAAGAGGAACCAUCAUCUUCUGUGACCUGCUGCCUGGGAACGAGAGCCUGGGGUACUAUGUGGGAGUAGACAUGGACAAUCCUAUUGGGGACUGGGAUGGUGUUAUCGACGGGAAGCUGCUGUGUAAUUUCGCCAGUCUGGAACACACCCGUCUAGUCCCCAUCUGUGACGUAAUGCCAGAAUACUCCAUGCAGGACCAGAGGCUGCAGAAGCACAGUUUUACCCCCAGAGGCAGCAGCAGUGACAAGUCCUCCUCUGGCCAAAGCAAACCAAAGAGCAAAGGCUUAGGUCUUCAGUGUGGGAGUAGAAGCAAGUCAGAGUUGUAUUAUACUUUAAAUGGCAGCUCUGUUGACCACCCAGUCCAGGCAAAAUCCAAAAGCACAUGGUACAUUGAUGAAGUCGGGGAAGACCCUGCCAAGUCCCUCACAGACACGCCCCCUGACUUCAAUGAAACCACACCUCCUACCAGGGCCCCGCCCUCUGCUUCCUUGUCCAAUGACAACAAGUUCCACUCCCUGCCCUUCAGCCUGAGCCGUAAGACGGGGCCCAAUGGCAGCAUGAGCCAUGGACCCCUCUCCCUCUCCGUGCAGUCAGUGAUGGGAGAGCAGAUGCAGAUGCAGAUGCCAGAGCCCCCGUCGCCCACCCCUCCCUCCCCGCGGCCCCCCUCACCCCCCAGCUCUCGCGGGGGUGGGGGUGUGCCUGGUCUGGAGGUGGGGUCCCUAGUGGAGGUGAAGGAGAACCCGCCCCUGUGUGGGGUCAUCCGCUGGGUGGGGCUGCCUCCGGGACUACCAGAGCCACUGGCUGGCCUGGAGCUGGAGGAAGAGUGUGUUGGCUGUACAGACGGCACCUUUCAAGGUACCCGCUACUUCAGCUGCGCGCCCAAGAAGGCCCUGUUUGUGAAGCUGAAAUGCUGCCGGCCUGACUCCCGUUUCCCCUCCCUACACCACUCCUCCAACCCCAUAGAGAGAUGCAACUCUAUCGCUUUCGGGGGUUAUCUGAGUGAGGUGGUGCAUGAGAACACUCCUCCACGCACUGAGAAUGAUGGUCUGGACAUCAUGGUGGGCAAGAAGAAAGGUAUCCAGGGUCACUACAACUCUUGCUACCUGGACUCCACACUCUUCUGGGAAUCAUGGUUUUUCUUUCCCUCUUUUCCUGUCUUUAGCCUGUUUUCCUUCAGCUCAGUCCUGGACACGGUUCUGCUGAGGCCGAGGUCCAAGACUGAUGUAGAGUAUUACCGAGAGACACAGGAGCUGCUACGCACAGAGAUAGUCAACCCCCUGCGAAUACAUGGCUAUGUGUGUGCCACUAAAGUGAUGAAGCUCAGAAGGAUACUGGAGAAGGUAGAAGCUGCCUCAGGGUUCACAUCUGAAGAAAAAGAUCCUGAGGAGUUCCUCAAUAUUCUGUUCCAUCACAUAUUGAGGGUGGACCCCUUACUCAAGCUGAGGUCGGCAGGUCAGAAGGUUCAGGACUGCUACUUCUACCAGAUCUUCAUGGAUAAGAAGGACAAAGUGGGUGUGCCAACCAGCCAGCAGCUCAUAGAGUGGUCCUUCAUCAACAGUGACCUCAAGUUUGCUGAGGCUCCUUCCUGCCUUAUCAUCCAGAUGCCUCGCUUUGGGAAGGACUUCAAGAUGUUCAACAAGAUCUUCCCCUCACUGGAGUUAGACAUCACAGACUUACUUGAAGACACUCCCAGGGAGUGUCGAAUCUGCGGGGGUCUGGCUCUGUAUGAAUGCAGGGAGUGCUACGAGGACGGUGACAUCACUGCCGGGAAGAUAAAACAGUUCUGUGAAAAGUGCAAUACACAGGUUCACCUCCACCCGAGGAGGAAGGCCCAUCGCCACGGCAAGUUGUCCGUCCCCAAGGAACUGCAGGAGGGUGUGUGGCGGCAGGGUAGCUUCCCUCGCCAGCGGAUGGAGCUGUUCGCUGUGCUCUGCAUCGAGACCAGUCACUACGUGGCCUUCGUCAAGUACGGCCACCAAGACUCUGCAUGGCUCUUCUUCGACAGUAUGGCCGACCGCGACGGAGGGCAGAAUGGCUUCAACAUCCCCCAGGUGUCUCCAUGUCCGGAGGUGGGGGCCUAUCUGAAGAUGACCCCUGAGGAGCUCCAUGCCCUGGACCCCAAGAGCAUCCAGGGCCAGGCUCGCCGUCUGCUGUGUGACGCCUACAUGUGCAUGUACCAGAGCCCCACCAUGAGCCUGUACAAGUAGAGCCCCUGGGGCAGGGGACUCCCAGACAGAUCGACAGACAGACAGACGGGAGAGCUGCAGUCCAGAGCUCCAGAGCUCUCUCCCUGUGUCCCCACCUCCUCCUCAAUGCCUGCCCUUGUCUCCUCAGUCUACUCUGCCCAAAGUGAAGAGACUAUAAAAGAAAAAAGCUUAUUUGCACUGUGCAUUUGUUGAAGUGUUGUUCUUCUUGUUUUCCCUCUGUGGUGAACAACAAAACAAGCUGAUCUUGACGUCAGUAGCUUCCCUGUGCCUCGUAGCUGAGUGGUGGGGGACGGCGGUCGAUGGAGACACGAGAAGCCCGCUGAAUAUUAUUCUCUUCCUGUGGAGAGGAAGAGGAGAGAGAGAGGGGGGGGGGGGGGACGGCAUGCUCUCCUCAGCUGACCAAACAUGCGAAACAAAAACAAGCCGUGUUAAUGGAAGGACAGAGGCCACCUCAUUUACCUAAAGCAGGGGGAGUCCUGCUUUUCUUAAUCAGUGUAAGAGAUGGGAGCGCUCCAUAAUUCAACUCAUAGUGGAAAUAAUGCCAUAUUCAAAACCCUCAACCAACUAUGUAUACUGUUUAAACAGCUUGUCUUAAGACAUCAUUAGUUAGUACCAUGAUCCAUUAUGUCAGAUGUGUACCACCACCAACAGUAUAUUUAUGUCAACCGAAUAUAGCAUUAGGAUCAACCAGAAUACUUUGGGUGGCAUAUUUCCCAAAAUAUACCUUGUAGAUUUCAUGAAAGUGUGUGUGUGUGUUCCAAAUGGAUAUAUGUUAAAGGCGGCUGUAUGACAGUUCUACAUGCAGUCAGAGGACAGGUCAGGUACUCUAAAGCCUGGCAGGUGUUUUUGAAUUAACAGUUUGUGGAAAUAUUCAACUGAAAUUUAAAGUUUUUUUCUUUUUCUUUUUUGUAAGUCUCAAGGCAUUGUGUGUCAGCAAACUAAAUUAUUUUCUAUCUAAACUUUUAACUGCACUCAAGACAUAGCAAACCCCUGCUUGGCAUUUGUCAUACUCAAUACUUAUCUAUCUGAUGAGACAAACAGUAUAUGCCUUUUGUCUUUUUCAUACAUUUGUGACAGUCAACUCCCCAACCGUGGAUCAAAAUCAAGUAACUUAAAAUACAGUAUAUACCUAAUUAUAUUUUAAUCUCAAUAUAUUUACAUUCUCGUAUUUUCUUUUUUUGAAGGAAAUGUAAAAAAUAUAUUAAAUAUAAUCUUUCUGGUACUCCUCCCAUCUCUCACCAGAUAUUGAAGUGAGUUCUUGUGAUUCAUGCUGUCCCAUUAAUACUACUGAAUGUUACCACCAGUGGCAUGCUGGGUAGUGUAGUUUAAUGUCACAAUGAAGGCCUGAUUGGGAGGUUCAAUGCUGGUUUCCAGAUGACUACAACCUCCACAAAGCCCCAUUGUGAUUGUUUUCCCAGGGACCCUCAAAGGGGACAUUAUUACUGUGUGUGCUUGUUUCUGCACUGCUGAAGUUUAAUGCUCGUCACAGACAGACAGGAGGACUUUCUUUACUCCACUGGAGCCUGUGAGUCUCUGAUAUGGAUAUGAACAUUGACUUGUGCAUCUAUCUGUAAAGUAUAUAAUGGAUGGAAAUUAAUGUCCGUGCUGUUCUCGUAAAUGUUAACUAAAUUAAAACCCCUGUUUUGAAAGGUA